UCUAAGUUUCAGUUGGAGUCCUGAUCUGUCCUUACACUGACACCUCUGGAUUUAAAUCAAAGCAAUGUUACGACUGCUUUUUGUCGGGGUUGUGGCUUUUAUAGGUUUAUCUAAUGGAAGAGGUGUGUUACCAGAUGGUCCUCUGAAAGCCUCGGUUGGAGGGACAAUAACGUUCACAACAAACUUGAAUCCACCAGAAACACCAUUUUCAAUUGUCAACUGGCAGUUUGAUCCUGGUUCAACAACUCAACUCAUAAUUAUAUCACUGACUACUGGAAACACAACUGCACCAGAAUAUGAAGGCAGGAUCACUCUCUUCAGAUCUAAUGGAUCUCUGGAACUCAGGAAUCUGGACCUCAGUGACAGUGGAGAGUACAGAGUUACCAUUCAAGACGGAAUUAAUCAAAAGAUAGGAGACACUACACUGAAUGUUUAUGAACCAGUCUCCAAUGUCAGAGUCUCCCCACUAAGUGCAGACCUGAUUGAGUUCAACAGCUCUGUCAGUCUGUUCUGCUCCUCCUCUGGAUCUUCUCUUUCCUUCCUCUGGAUGAAAGAUAACUCUCAGGUCACAGCCAGCGACAGGGUCCAGAUCACUACAAAUGAAGAAAACUCCAAACUGACUAUAGUCAAUGUGACCCGAAAUGACCAGGGAUCUUACACCUGCCAUGUGUCCAAUCCUGUCAGUUCUGACAUCAGUGAUCCAGUAAAAAUCUCUGUUAGUUAUGGUCCGGAUAAUGUACAAAUAGAAGUGUAUCCAUCACAGGAACAUCAUGAAAUUGGGUCAGGUAUUAAUCUGACCUGCUCUGCUGACUCAUCACCUUCUGCUGAAUAUCAGUGGUUUCUGAAUGGAGACAAGUUGACCAGUAGCGGUCCAUUGCUCAGACUGAUGAAUAUCCAGAUGAGUCAGAGUGGAAACUACAGCUGUCAGGCCUUUAACAGCAAAACUCUGAGAUAUCAAACAUCUCAACCUUCACCAAUCUCUGUACAUGAACCAGUCUCCAAUGUCAGAGUCUCCCCACUAAGUGCAGACUUGAUUGAGUUCAACAGCUCUGUCAGUCUGUUCUGCUCCUCCUCUGGAUCUUCUCUUUCCUUCCUCUGGAUGAAAGAUAACUCUCAGGUCACAGCCAGCGACAGGGUCCAGAUCACUACAAAUGAAGAAAACUCCAAUCUGACUAUAGUCAAUGUGACCCGAAAUGACCAGGGAUCUUACACCUGCCAUGUGUCCAAUCCUGUCAGUUCUGACAUCAGUGAUCUAGUAAAAAUCUCUGUUAGUUAUGGUCCGGAUAAUGUACAAAUAGAAGUGUAUCCAUCACAGGAACAUCAUGAAAUUGGGUCAGGUAUUAAUCUGACCUGCUCUGCUGACUCAUCACCUUCUGCUGAAUAUCAGUGGUUUCUGAAUGGAGACAAGCUGUCCAGUAGCGGUCCAUUGCUGAGACUGAUGAAUAUCCAGAUGAGUCAGAGUGGAAACUACAGCUGUCAGGCCUUUAACAGCAAAACUCUGAGAUAUCAAACAUCUGAACCUUCACCAAUCUCUGUACAUGAGCGAGUCUCUAAUGUAAAGGUUACUCAGGACCUUACCCACUUGAUCGAGUUCAGUGGGUCUGUCAGCUUCUCCUGCUCCUCCAAUGGAUCUUCUCUCUCCUUCCUCUGGAUGAACAGCAGCUCUCAGAUCACAACCAGUGACAGAGUUCAGAUCACUGAUGCAGGAGCCAAGCUGACUAUAAUCAAUGUGACCAGAUAUGAUGAAGGACCAUACAGCUGUAAUGUGUCCAAUCCUGUCAGCAGUGCCAAGAGUGAUCCUGUAAACAUCUCUGUCAGCUAUGGUCCAGAGAAAGUCAACUUAGAAACAGCUUCUCAGAAAUAUCCAGAAGGGUCGAACAUCCAUUUGUCUUGUUCAGCUGACUCCAGACCUAAUGCCACUUUUGAAUGGUUCUUUAAUGGAAGCUUGUCUGGUUCUGGAUCUGAGCUCAAACUCAUCAAUGUUCAGAAGAAUCAGAGUGGAAACUACAACUGUCGGGCCUUUAACAAUAUAACCUCAAGAUAUCAAUCAUCUCAACUUUUACCUAUCUCUAUAGAAGGAAGCAGCACAUUGUCUCCUGGAGCCAUUGCAGGAAUAGUAAUUGCAUGUUUAGUUGGCGCUUCUUUAAUUGUCCUUGGAGUGUACUUCAUACUUAAAAAAAAGUAA
Gambusia affinis (western mosquitofish) is the source of this 2185-nucleotide messenger RNA. RefSeq names its product carcinoembryonic antigen-related cell adhesion molecule 5-like. The transcript has 9 exons. The record is from RefSeq and is a predicted model, not a curated record. Bases 65 to 2185 code for a protein of 706 amino acids. NCBI's taxonomy places the organism in Eukaryota, Metazoa, Chordata, Actinopteri, Cyprinodontiformes, Poeciliidae.